Messenger RNA from Melopsittacus undulatus (budgerigar), 3287 nucleotides. RefSeq names its product protein phosphatase 1 regulatory subunit 8 (gene PPP1R8). The coding region runs from base 63 to 1124 and encodes 353 amino acids. Lineage: Eukaryota; Metazoa; Chordata; Aves; Psittaciformes; Psittaculidae. Gene Ontology annotation, cellular component: nuclear speck. The record is from RefSeq and is a predicted model, not a curated record. Gene Ontology annotation, molecular function: protein binding; protein serine/threonine phosphatase inhibitor activity; mRNA binding. The transcript is spliced from 7 exons.
AUCGCGCCUCUCCUCCCGCCUCCCGUCGUGCCCCGCGCGUGCCUGAAUGGGGCAGAUACAAGAUGGCGGCGAACGCGAACCCUGCCGGUGGCGGAGGCCUGUCGCUGUUCGAGUGCCCCAGCUGGGCAGGGAAGCCACCACCUGGCUUACAUCUGGAUGUGGUCAAAGGAGACAAACUCAUUGAGAAACUCAUCAUUGAUGAGAAGAAAUACUAUCUCUUUGGGAGAAAUCCUGAUCUGUGCGAUUUUACUAUUGACCACCAGUCUUGCUCUCGGGUCCAUGCUGCCUUGGUCUAUCACAAGCAUCUCAAGAGGGUUUUCCUCAUAGAUCUAAACAGCACACACGGCACAUUCUUGGGUCAUAUCCGUUUGGAACCUCACAAACCCCAACAGAUACCCAUUGACUCCACGGUUUCAUUUGGUGCUUCUACACGGGCAUACACGCUGCGGGAGAAGCCUCAGACGCUUCCAUCGGCGGUUAAGGGAGAAGAGAAAAUGGGCAGUGAAGAUGAAGAGCUCAAGGGCUUGCUGGGGCUGCCAGAGGAGGAGACAGAACUUGAUAACCUGACAGAGUUUAACACAGCCCACAACAAAAGAAUUUCCACGCUAACCAUUGAGGAAGGGAACUUGGAUAUUCAGAGACCAAAGAGAAAACGGAAGAACUCCAGAGUGACAUUCAGUGAUGAAGAUGAAAUCAUCAAUCCGGAGGAUGUGGACCCUUCUGUUGGACGUUUCAGGAACAUGGUGCAGACAGCAGUAGUCCCGGUUAAGAAGAAGCGGUUGGAGAAUGCAGGCUCCCUGACCACGGAUGAUUCUGCAUCACGACGGAUGCAAAACUUCCCCUACAGCGGAGGAUUGUAUGGGGGUCUACCUCCAACCCACAAUGAGGCAGGGUCCCAGUCGCACAGUGGCCAUGGGACAGCACUCAUUGGUGGCCUGCCAAUGCCCUACCCCAAUCUCGCCCCAGAUGUGGACUUGACUCCUGUUGUGCCCUCAACAGUCAACAUGAACCCAGCUCCAAACCCUGCUGUCUUUAAUCCUGAAGCUGUGAAUGAACCCAAGAAGAAGAAAUAUGCAAAGGAGGCAUGGCCAGGCAAGAAGCCAACCCCUUCCCUGCUGAUCUGAGCUGGAGUUUGUGGAGUGAGGGUGGGAGUCACGAACUCCAGAAACUGUUGAUGUGCAGUAUCGUCUUUUUAAGAUUACAGUGUCCUAACCAGGUGAAAUACCAAGAUUGAAGAAGUGAAACAUCCUUUAAAGAUCUGUCUUCAAAUGUUUUUAUAUGUCUGUUAAAGGAAAAAUAAGAAUUACAGCUCCCAUCUCCUUUUGAACCAAAAUAUCUGGCAGCCUUUUCUUAGCCAUUACUGUCCCCAGAGGUCUUGAACUCCCAGUUUUGAUCCAGAGGUUGAAGUGGCAGCAUCACACAACUUAAUUCUCAUUUAUGGCAUGACCCUGCAAAUCCAUGUUUGGAGGUGGUGUGCUCACUACAAGUCAUGUUGUUGCCACUGGACUUGCAUGUAGCAGGUCAGCUCUAGCAGAAGUGAAUGGUUGUGGGGCCAAGCCUUUCAAAAUCUCAUUAAUAAGAGUUCCAAAACUUGCAAACUAUAGGUCAGCUUUUUUGUACGUUUUCCAGACCCACCAAUGUGUGGGACAUUGUUGGGGUUUUUUUGUAUUACUUUAGUUUGGCUACAGCUUUGGGGUUUUUUCCACCUCAAACACUACAGCAUCCCAUUAGUUCAUGAGGACAUGGAGUUAAUGGACAAAAAGAGAUGGGUUUCCCAAGUUGUGGCCCAGUAUUGUUGUUUGGAGUAUUGUUUGGAGGACUAAAGGGGUGCACAUGUGGGUGGAUGGGAGCUUACGUUGGUGCUACCGAGCAUGGGAAGCCUCAAAGCAUUUGAAAGGUGGGUAAACACUGACUAUAAAUAACUAAGUCAGGUUGAUCUCACCCAUCUGAUCACUUAGGGUGGAGUUAACACAGAGGAAACCAGUUUCCUUUAAACUUGGUGGCUCUUUUAACCUAGAUCCAUUUGUGUUUGCAAAUGGAAGUUGGGAGCUUAGAGCAUGUGUGAGAUGCAGCAAGAGGCACACAAAAGUGAGCAGCCAUCAGCAUGUUUAACAACUAAAACCACAAUCUGCUGGUUUGGCCACUAGUAACAAGGGAUGAGAACACAGUGCUACUUAGAGCUAGAGUAUCAGUUCUGAGUAGAGAAUCUGCCUCACCUUGAACAGAGCAGUGCACAAGUUUGUUUCAUCAUAUUAACAGGUUUUUGACUAGUUCACUUUGUCCUGUUGAAUAAAAUAAGCUUGAUUUGGAUCGUUGUUCUGGCACUUCAGAUCCUCAAGUUUAGAUUUCACCACCUGAUUCACACGUAUUCAGACACAGUAUCUCUUUAUAUCAGGUAAGGCCAGAGUUCUGUUUUGCCUGGCUUUUUUUCACAUUGGAUAAUGCAGUUCAGCUUUGUGGUGACAUUCCUCUGUUGUUUGGGGAUUUCUCCAGGAGAUGUGCACCACAAUGACAGAGUGUGCCCAGCUCUUCAUUCCAUACAGUACUGUGGCUACCUGGCCAAGUUGAGGUGUGCACAUCUGGUGGUUGCUGGAGCAGCGUGACAGUGCCUCUGGUGUGCUGCGUGCAUGGGACCUGGUUUGGACACUUGCUCCAAAAUCAGUGUGACUUCUGCAUCUGCAGAGUGAUUGCUAUCAUGUUCCUGAGCUAAAAAUGAGCUGGGAGCUACCCCAUUCCCAAGAGGGAUGGCUUUAGAGACUGGUUUGUCCCCUUCCCUGCACCAUCUAGCUCAGGCUGUUAGAAGGGUGAACACAGGACCUGUCAGACAUUCUGCUUUCAGACACUCCACGUGGACUCUGAGAAUCUUUCUCCCUUUAGGUUUGCUUCUUCCUGGUACGUAGAAUUGUCUUUUUCCAGCCAGCCUGCUUUAUGAAGGCAACUCUUUAGGGUAAGAUUUAGUUAGGGCAAGUGAAAGUUGAGCAGGUUUUCUUGUUUUAUUUGGGGUUUUCAUUUUUGAUGGGUGUUUUUUGUUCUUUGCAAGGUUUUUCUUGAAAAGGGAAGCUUUACUGCUCAUUGCUUUUCAAGCUCCUCCCUGGGUUUGAACAAGCUCUCAUUAUUGUAGAGCUUAGGGGACACAGCUGGUACAGGAGGGGAUGAUGUAACAUCUAGGGGCUUUGUACAGACGUUUGUACACUUGUGUAAUAUGUAAUAGGCCUUUUCACACUUUCUGUUGAGCUUUUUACCUGUAACCUUUACUAUGUUGUAAAUUAAAUGCAGAUUUUGCCAGC